Molecule: messenger RNA, 1677 nt
Organism: Stylonychia lemnae
Lineage: Eukaryota; Ciliophora; Spirotrichea; Sporadotrichida; Oxytrichidae
Source: the annotation of a GenBank genome assembly
AUGGAAUCUAGCAAAGUCACUGAGUUGACAAUAAAAAUGAACGGUGAUUCCCAGGAGAAACUGCUAAAGCUGAUGGGUGAAGAACUGGAGACUACAGAGCAAUUAUUAGACCUGAUUAAGACAUAAUUACGAUUUAAAAGGACUCCCAAUUCCAAGAUCUAUAGUCAGCAAGGCAUCUAGUUGCACGAUGAUGAUGUGCUUUAUCUGAGGGACGCAGAUACUCUUUACUAUGACUACAAAGGCAGAGACUUCGAUUCCACGCAGAUCAUAGACUAAUAUCAAAAGGAAGAGCUUCUUGGUCAGGGAGGUUUCGGUAGGGUAUAUAAAGGUAGGCAUAAAGAAACUGGGUAACUAGUGGCGCUAAAGUAUAUUGACUUGCAGGAUUAGUAAAAGAAUGCAAGUUAAAUCCAAGAUAUUGACAGAGAGGCAAACAUACUCAAAAUGCUGAAUCAUAAGAACAUCAUCAAGCUGUAUCACGCUUUUGUGGUUAAAAGUGAACUUCUUCUCAUCAUGGAGUACGCAGACGGAGGGGAGUUAAUUGAGUAUGUUGAGUAGAAGGAGGGCUUAGAAGAGGUAGAGUGCAGAUCACUGUUUAAGCAAAUGAUUUCAGCUAUCGAGGCGUGUCAUGACCAAGGUAUAAUUCACAGAGACCUCAAGCUUGAGAAUGUGUUGUUUGAAUCUAAGGCACGCUCGAGGAUAAAAAUAGUAGAUUUCGGAAUAUCUGGCAGAUGCAAAGGCCAAACAGGGGAAAGAACUGAUGCAGGCACCGUUAGAUAUAUGUCACCAGAGGUGCUGCAAGGACUAGAUACUAAAGCUAAUCCAGCCAUAGAUCUAUGGUCGCUGGGGGUGAUGCUGUACUGCAUGAAAUUCUACACGUUUCCAUUUAAUGGUGACACUCCAUAACAAGUCAAAGAUAAAAUCAUCAAUUAGCCAGUCAGAUUUGCAAAAGAUUCCCCGUCCACUGAGGAACUUAUGGAUCUCAUUAAGGGCUUGCUAAUCAAAGAUCCAACUAAGAGAUUCGACCUUUACUCGGUAAAGACUCAUAAAUGGAUCCUUCUCAGCGACUCAGCCAUCAACUUAAAAUGCGACUUGGCUAAAUAAGCAUACUAAAGGGAGCAGACAAGGCUUAAAGAGGAAGAAGAGAAGCGUAAAGAUUAAUAGAUCAUCGCUAACUUGCUGCAGUCGGUGCAUAAGAACAACAAGGAUGAUGGAAAUAGCAAUAGCAACUAUCUGAUGAUAAAUCGGAGUAAUAACUACAACGACAAUAGUCCAGAGGAAGAAAAGCAGUCGCCCUACCUAAAUCUACCUGGAGGCACAUUUCACAAUAAUCACAGAGUGGUUGGAGGCUCGCCGCAUCCAAGUAGCAGCUAUCAAUAGACCAGGAAAAUACUUAAGAAUGUAGCGCCAGAAGACAGACGUAAAUCUCAUUUAGGAACAGGUGGGAUGAUAGUUGGGAUUACCACAAAAAAUAAAAGUCAUGCUAACAGUAAAAGCAGGAAAAGUGAUGUAAGAAAAUCAUAUCAAUAUGGGAUUGAUGAUGAGAAUAAAUAAACUGCGCUUAAUGUUUCUAAUGUUUAGAAAUAGAUGCCAAGAACUAGUGUGCCCAAGAAUUCUGACAUCAGCCACAUUGUCCCAUCCUAAGGAGGCUCAGCAUAAAAAGAUCCGAAGCAUGUGUGA